Molecule: messenger RNA, 1615 nt
Organism: Daldinia loculata
Lineage: Eukaryota; Fungi; Ascomycota; Sordariomycetes; Xylariales; Hypoxylaceae
Exons: 2
Coding region: 331-1020 (229 amino acids)
Source: RefSeq, a predicted model, not a curated record
GCAACCUUUUUACUGCCACUUCUAACUGCUAUUUCAUCCUAUUAGAUGAAUCUGCUCAUAAUUUCCUGCAUCCGCAGCCUACUGAAUAAGUUGCAUAUAAUUGGCCAUUUUUACGAUGUCUUCUUUCCCCCUGCAGUUGGUUGCAGGUUCAGGUCUGAUGAUUUUAUGUACACUGCCUACCAAGGCUGAGUCUUGCCAAAUCAAAAGUUGUUGCUCACUCCCUCGGCCUAGAUUUUCAAGAAUAUCUUAUAGACUAUUAUAUGACCCAUCAACAACUUCACUACGUCAGAUAUUAGAUCCCAUUCGGUAAAUCCUUAAGUGUCUAUCAGCAUGCAGUCUUCCAGCCCGCACAUAACUUACGCUACAGGGGAUUCACACAUUCCAGCCUAUAUGGACAACCUCAAAAGCCUCUCUUCCGUAAUGGCGAGAUCAAAUGAGUCGCCUGGGAUGACCGCUGGGCCAAGCACCCGUUCCCCUCUUGCACAAGACCGAGAACCGCUCCUUGGGUACCCCGAUGAGCCCCAUUCGCCCUACUCGGAUGAAAACCCCGCAGCUGAGCCUCUUCGUAAGAGAGCCUGCGCAGUCGGCUUAGCUAUUAUUAUGUUUUGUCGGCUUUUCAACACCAUAUUUGCCGCUUGCACGAUAGACAAGGCGAUUAAGGUGACGGGUGACGGGUGGAAUUACUGGAUUAACAGAUUCCUCUUCGGCAUCUGUUUGGUUAUCCCAGUCUGGAAUAUCUUCGCUCUUACCACGAGUAUUGUCAGCUGUCCGCUUUUCUCGGUCUUUGGUCGCAAAAGGGGGGAGUCCGUGAGUAGCUUCAGAGAUAGGCUACGCAUCCGGUUCGCUUGUAAUGAUGCAGUUUUGGGCCUGCUUACUCUGGGUCUGCUCGCUAUCGCGUGUCACGCUAUAAGUUCUCAUUGGGGAGAGCGGUUCGUAGGGCUUAGGCCGCCAAUCAUGGCGAUGGUGUCGGUGCUCGUCGGUGCGGAGUUCUUUACAGCAAUGAUCCAGCUACAGCAAUGAGCCAACCUUUCAUAUUCUCAGAGAGGAUGCUAUAUAGUAUCUGGUACACCUCGCAGGAGUGGUAAGAUACAUUGUAAUAGGAUAUGUCCUUUAGGGAUUGCCUUGUAUAGAAAUUUAAUGAACGACGCGGGUGGUAAUUAUUAUAUGGAGAGACCCUUCCAGCUCAUACCGAAGUUCUGGAAGGCCAUUGGAGAGUAGCAUUAACCAAGCUAACCUGGGAGCACUAUCCGAUGAUAAAUUCGUGUGGCAAGGGAACAACUAUAAUAGUCCGAGUCACGUUCUCUCGGAUAGCAACUAAGGUAGUCAAACUCGGAGUCAGACGCCGAAGGUUACUUAAUACAUACUACGUGCGUUAAGACAAAGCAAUCGAGUUGCAGUAUUUAAAACUCGUGGUUAAAUGAUUGGCUGAUGCAAGACUGAGGUCCUAGCGAAGUAUCAGAGCAGAGCAGCUAAGACACUAGCUCGACCGAGGGCAUUAUGUACCUAGGUACGUAACAUACAUAUGUACCUUAGGAACAUAUGUGCUGCUUCAACGGAAAGUUACCUAGGUAUUAUGUGUAUAGGUUUCCAAUUACAGAGAGAUAUCAACCCGGAC